GAAAUUCUACAAAGCAGUUGCUGCUCACGCACGGCGCUGUCGGCUGUAUAUUGAAAAGGAACGUUAGCAUUAGUAUUCUCUGGCGGGAAAGCCUUUGUGUUUGCACCAUAGCCACCAUAGGAGAAGUAGUGUAAAAUAAUAAACAGUACUGCGUUUCGGACGGGCAAAUUUUUAAUAAACGAUUGUCCCCUAUUAAAAGAAAAAUGUGGUGCUCGUAUUUGUAACGAUUCAAGGUUAUUCAGUAUAAAAUCGAUAAGCAUUCGUGAUACGAGUAGCUUUGUAGCUUGAAAAAAGCAUGGUACGAUUGAUACACGUGUUUAGAUCGUGAUUACUUCUGCAACUAUGGAGAGGAGCAGGAGAUCUACCAAGAGAAGGAAAUCGGUGGAAUCGGAGCAACACGAAGUCAAACGGUCGAGAGAGAACAGCGAUGAGUUUGAGUUUUCAGACGAGUGUAAAUGUGGUAAAAUCAAGAAGAUCCUAGUACGAAAUUUCAUGUGCCACGACGCCUUGGAAGUAAACUUGAACCCGAACGUAAAUUUCAUUGUCGGAUGUAAUGGAAGUGGCAAGAGUGCAAUAUUGACAGCUUUGACAGUUGGUCUGGGUGCUAAGGCAAAUGUUACCAGUCGUGGUACAUCUGUGCAAAACUUCAUAAAGAAAGGGAAUAAAUCAGCGCUGAUUGAAAUCACAUUGCUUAACAAAGGACUUAUGGCGUAUAAACAUGAUCUCUAUGGUGAUUCGAUAACUGUUAUUAGAACCAUUGGAAGUGGAGCAUCUUACAAGAUUAAGAAUUGGAGAGGAGAAAUAGUGUCGACAAAACGAAAUGAGUUAAAUAAUAUCCUGAGAGCAUUGAAUAUUCAAAUAGACAAUCCUAUUUCUAUAUUGAAUCAAGAUAUAUCGCGAACGUUCUUAGUUUCCUCUAAGCCAGAAGAGAAGUACGAACUGUUUAUGAGAGCAACGCUUCUAGACGUAAUUGGUACCAAUUAUGAAACAGCUCAAUCGAGGUGCCAAGCAGGCUAUGAUAAAUUGAAAGAAUAUAACAAAAUUAUAUCCGAGACCCGCAAAGAGCUGGAACAGUUGAAGAUGAAUAUAAAGAAAGCUGAAGAAAUCAAUGAAUAUCGGGAAGAAGUACCUGCACUUGAAAUGGAAUUACUUUGGGCAAUGGUUAUGGAGAGCGAAAGGAAAUUAGAAGAAGAUACGAAAGCUUUUCAACACUGUGUUGAUAAUGUGAAGAAAUUGACAGACUCGGAAUCGUCUACUGAAUCGAGGAGUGCGAAAAUAGAUGAAGAAAUUCAAAAAUUAAAGGAUAGGAUUAAAGAAGUAGAGGAAGUGAGUAACAAUGAUUCCACAUCGUAUUAUGCAGUCAAACAGGAAUAUAUUAUGAAGAAAAAUGCGCACUCGAUAAAAACCCGAGAGUGGCAAUCUGUCCAAAGUAAAAUAAAAAGAUUCGAAUCUGAUAUCGCUAUGCUUAAGAAGGAGAUACAUCGAUUAGAAGAUGAAAGUGGAAGGAAUGAAAUGAAACAAGAGUUGACUGUAUUGACAGAAAAGUUAACUGAGACCGAAGCGUUACUGACUACCAAAGAGACACAUAAAAUGCAUUUGGAAAGUGAAAGAAUCCGUCUUGUGGAAAAAAUGCGAGCUUUAAGAACUGAGAUCGAUAACUAUAAUCAUCGAAUAGAGAAAAUCAAGCGCGAGAUAUACGCGAGGAAAAAGACUUCGAACGAUGCUAUAACCGUGUUCGGCCCGAAUGUACCUCGUCUUUUGAGGAGAAUCGAGGAAGAAAACAAUAAAGGACACUUCAAAGAGAAACCGCGAGGGCCGCUUGGAUCAUACAUAAAAAUGAAGCAUCACGAGUGGACUCCCGCUGUCGAACACUUUUUGUCGCCAAAGUUCUUGAGUGCAUUUUGCGUAGAUAACAGUCGCGAUAGCAAACUAUUAAGUUCGAUUGCAAAAGAAAUAUACAUGAACGAAUGGAUUCCGCAAAUCAUAUGCAGCAAAUUUUUUCAUGCCGUCCAUGACGUCAGCAAUGGUUGCGUCCAUUCGUCGCAGUACUCUAAUCUUUUGGAAGCGAUGAAUACAUCGAAUCCCGUGGUUGCCAAUUGUCUUAUCGAUCAGCGCGAGGUCGAAUGUAUCCUGCUGAUUCCGACUAGCAACGAAGCGGCUGAGAUUAUGUCAGAUGCUUCGCGAAUCCCGCGAAACUGUAAAAGAGCGAUAACUCUGCAGUGCGACAUAUUUUUCCCAGAUCCGCAUUACAGGAGUUACGGUGGCCCUCGUAAUCUGAAAGGGAGAUACCUCCAAGCUUCUGCCACGGAUCUUAUUGAUGACUUGGAAGAAGAGAUUCGUACUAUAGAAAAAGAGAAAAAUGCCGCUGUGCAGUCGUACAGAGCAGCUCAGGAAAAGGAGAAGCGUAUAACUUCCGAGUUGGACACCGUUGACGCGGAAGUUACGAAGCUGUCAUCUUCGCAAAAUCGUUACAAAACAUCGGUCACUGAUCUAAACGACAAAAUUAAAAUGAGCGAAGCGAUAAACUUAACAGUAUUCAAAAAUGAGUUGAUCGAGUUGGAGCAGAAGUUGACCCAUGAAAUGGAGGAGGAAGCGAGUUUAAAUAAAAGUGUAGCUGAGCUUCGGAAGUUGAUUGGUUCGCUGGCCGCAGAUAUUAAACGUCACGAAAAUCUGACUCAACAAUCGGGCGCGAAGAUCGUUUCUAUAAAGGAGGCUAUAAAGGAACUGAACGACGAAAAGGAGGAUUUACACAUGAAAAGUCGUUACGCUGCGAAGAAAUUGGAGGAAGCGCAGCAUCGCUUGCAACAGGUGACGGUAACUGUUGAACAACAGCGCAGGUCUACAGAAAAGGCACUGUCCGACGCACGUAGUCGUUGUGAAAGGAUAAAUACGGAGAGGUCUCCCAGCGAGAUUCAGAGAUUAAUUUCCGAAGUAAAAAGUAAAAUACGUGAGAUAGAGCGACAGAUUGGGAACAUAGAUGAACUACGUAAAGAGUUGAAGGAGAAAGAAUCGAAAUACGGCAAGGACCUACGCCUGGUUACCAAAAUUGAAAACACUUACAAGACGCAUUUGAAGCGGCUAGAGCAACGGAGACAGACAUACGACAAAAUGAAAAAGGUAUACGGAGAGAAUAUUCAAGAGGCAUUUGCAACCAUAUUGAAGUUAAGGAACAAGAAAGGUACCAUUAAUAUUGAUCAUGGACGGAAAGUACUAAACCUAGAAGUGCACUCGCCGAAUAAUAAUGCAAAGCCAGUGACCGAUACGAGAUCAUUAUCAGGUGGUGAAAGAUCGUAUUCGACCGUUGCUUUUAUUUUAGCACUUUGGGAUUGUACCGAGUUACCUUUUUACUUCCUCGAUGAGUUCGAUGUCUUUAUGGAUAAAAUAAAUCGGAAAACAGUAAUGGACAUUCUCUUGGAACACGCACGAACCCAUCCUCAAUGUCAAUUCACAUUUCUAACGCCAUUGGAUACGUCUGCCGUGGAAGUGGAUGAUUACAUCACGAUACACAAAAUGAUACCACCGGUGAGAGGAACUCAGGAAUAAAAAGCACAUACAAAGAUUUUCGUCGACAAUGUAUAACAGCGUUAAUUUAGUUUGUUCCUUUAAAAUAAUACUAAAUUACUAUUAACAGUAAGUUAAUAGUAAGAUUUCGAAGCCGAGCUGUGAAGUUGUUCUGUGAAAUCAACUAAGUAUAGCCUUACUUAUGUACGUUAAGCAUCCUUGAAAGCAAAGUUCAAACAUAUUUUUGUACGUGAAAAUAAUAUAUCUGCAUACGAAUAGA
Molecule: messenger RNA, 3781 nt
Organism: Ceratina calcarata
Lineage: Eukaryota; Metazoa; Arthropoda; Insecta; Hymenoptera; Apidae
Gene: SMC6
Product: Structural maintenance of chromosomes 6
Exons: 19
Coding region: 343-3543 (1066 amino acids)
Biological process (GO): double-strand break repair via homologous recombination
Cellular component (GO): Smc5-Smc6 complex; nucleus; site of double-strand break
Molecular function (GO): damaged DNA binding; single-stranded DNA binding
Source: RefSeq, a predicted model, not a curated record